Messenger RNA from Coregonus sp. 'balchen', 1903 nucleotides. The record is from the annotation of a GenBank genome assembly. Lineage: Eukaryota; Metazoa; Chordata; Actinopteri; Salmoniformes; Salmonidae.
AUCCCAUCCAGCUGUCUGUGAACAUCGACUGCCAUCUCCAAGCUGCAAAAUGAGAGGUGGGCAUCUCUAGGGUUUCCUAUAUGACAGGGAAGGAUACUGAAGAUUUAGGCUCCAGAGUGGUUGAAUGAGGACAGAGGAGUUAAGCUUUUGGUCUAGAGUAGCCAAGGGGGUGCACAACUCCUGUCCUGGAGGGCAGCAGUCCUCCUGCUUUUUGUAAGGGGAAAUGGGCUCCGCUAGGGUACAAUUUAAAAUAUCACUGGAACAUGCUGCUAGAUCAGGUAGUCUAUGAGAGAUUCAAGUUACAACGACUAUUCCAUGGCUCUUACGUUUAUACUUUCCCUAUUCAAAUACAGUCUGUUUGGUUGUGAGUAGUGUUGAUUCUCUGCACGCACCAUUUGUCUUAGAUAGUGUAAUAAUAAUUUGUAAGUCGCUCUGGAUAAGAGCGUCUGCUAAAUGACGUAAAUGUAAAUGUAAUAGUGUGACGCUGCAGGUGUGUGUCCAGUAUAUGGAAGAGUGCAUACUGUGGUGUAACUGUGUGCUUUAGUCUCCAUCACUGUACCUAACAUGCUCUCUUCUCCUACAGCUACCGUACUGCUGUGCUUGCUGGGGGCCGCUCUGGCCAAUGAAUUCAGCUGGAAUAGCCCUGGAGAGACAACAAAGGACCCCAAAACAGAGAACUGUAAGGGAUAGAGAGAGUAGGAAGGGGUGAAAGGGAGACACUGAACACAUUGAGGAUGGCAAAGUGCAAGGAUAAUUGAGAACCACUGUCUAAUCCUUUGUCCUGUCUGUGUGUCUGUCCGUCUGUGUAUGUGUGUGUGUGUGUCUGUGUCCACACAGUGUGUCUGACGGACCAGGCCUCCUGCGGCUGCUGCCUGAUGCAGAAGCAGAUGUGGAGGAUGGAGCAGUUCUUCAACAUGAGUCUGAAUGAGCUGCAGAGGGGCCUGGAGAAGGCAAAGGCUGUGCUCAACAACGUCCGUGGUGAGACCACCUGACCGCAACCACUAUCAACCACCAUCUCCAUUACCACCUCAACACUGGCCAAUGUAUUACAUUCUGACUAGAAACCAAAUGGCUUGCUGUUAUUUUGUCUCAUUGUAUAUUUCAUUUCUCUAUCUAUCUCUUUCUCUCUCGCUCUUUCCAUCUACAGCUAGCCGCAGUGCCUUCUCCAUGGCCCUGACCAAUACACGCCGUUGCGAGGGCCCCUUCCGUGAAGCUAAGACCAUCGUCUACCAGCACAUCUUCAUCAACCUGGGCGAGGGCUACAACAACCGCACUGGCAUCUUCACUGUGCCCCGCUCCGGUGUCUACAGCCUGGCCCUGACCGUGUACAGCGACUCGGGCGCCCCCAGUGCCAAUCUGGCCGCCUGCGCCAUUCUGAUGGUGAACGGGCGCCAGGUGGCGGGCUGCAGCGAGCAGAACCAGCAGGACCAGGAGGACAGCACCAGCACGGUGAUGGCCGUCCAGCUGCAGGCCGGGGACAAGGUGUUCGUCACCCUGCCCAUCGGAUGCUUCCUGUGCGACGACCAGAGCCACUACAACACCUUUUCCGGCUUCCUGCUCUAUGCCAUCGACUAAGUCUAAGCUGAGGCUACCGCACCCCACCACCUUCGCCCUGUCUUUAACUCCUUUGCCCAGUCCUGCUUCUGGAAAGGAACUUGGAGCUGGUCUUCAGGCUCUGUGAUGAGAGUUUGAUCAGGGGCCAGCUCCUCUAGUGAAUGUCAAUCAGAACCCCAUCCAUCCUUCCAGUACCAGAACUAGGCUCCCCCCCAGCCUUGACCAUCCCCCCAACAACUUUGGGUUACAACUUCUUACCCAAUCAAGUUAACCAAUUAUGUAUUCUGUGAUGGGAAAAAAGGCAUUUGCAUGCGUUUGAGAAGAAAUUGAAAAUAAACCAUGAUUAUAC